Molecule: messenger RNA, 6173 nt
Organism: Panicum virgatum (switchgrass)
Lineage: Eukaryota; Viridiplantae; Streptophyta; Magnoliopsida; Poales; Poaceae
Product: zinc finger CCCH domain-containing protein 19-like
Exons: 12
Coding region: 426-5807 (1793 amino acids)
Cellular component (GO): Cdc73/Paf1 complex
Molecular function (GO): RNA polymerase II C-terminal domain phosphoserine binding; DNA binding; metal ion binding
Source: RefSeq, a predicted model, not a curated record
CCCAUCUCAUCUCUCGUCGUCAGUAGUCUCUCUCGCCUCUCCCUCGAUCUCUCCUGCGGGGCCUGCCGCUCUCGUCUCUCUCGGUCUCUGCUAACUCCAAUCCCCAAUCCCAAACCCUAGGGAAGCCAGCAGGCAGGCGCCGGCAAGCAGGCGCCGGCAAGCAGGCGCAACGGAGCGACGGUGAGACCGCGCGGCAAAGGCCCAGCUCGACGCCGCAACAGGCCGACGGCGGCGACCGCGCGGCCAACGCCCAGCGCGCGAGCACCGCGGGGUGCCAGGCAGCCAGCGGUCAGCAGAGGAGGCGGGCAGCAUCCCGCGUCCUGCCCUUCCCGCGCACACGCCAGUUAGACGGUGUCUAGGAGGGGUGGUUGGGAAUACCCAAUCACCAAAUCUUGGUCCGCGACGGUUCCACUGAUACAAUCCCUAUGACCGACGCUGAGCCACCUCCUACAGUGGAGGUGGAGGAGGCCAUGCCGACCACCCCGGAUAUUGCCCUAGACGGUGACAAUGAGCGCUACAAGUAUGUUGAGGCUGCUGAGGGUGAGAAGGAUGGCGGAGCUCCUUAUGGUGAAGGUGGAGGUGGCAAGGUGGAGGGUGCAAAAUCCGGUGGUGAUUAUGCUGUGGCAGAUGAACUCUUGGUGAUUGCGGAAGACCCGAAUCUUCCCGAUGUUGCUAAGGCUGACAGGUCAGAGGGGGAUGCUGGUGCAGAGCUGCACGCAAAUAUUGUUGCUGCUGCUGUGGAUGUUCACGCGGCGGCGGGUGCUGCUGCGGCAUCCUCAACAUUGGUGGAUGUUCCCACAGAGGUUGGCAUGCAAACCAACGAGGUUGUUGCUGUGGAUGAUCUCACAGAGGUGGGUGCUGCCCUGGUAUCAUCUACAUCGGUGGAUGAUCCCACAAAGGUGAGUACUUCUCUGGUCAAUGAUGACUGCAAUAUAGUUUCCACUGAAGUUGUGCAUAGGUCGGAUGACCAGACUCAUAAGGAGGUUGGUGGUGACUCCCUUGAUGCUGGCGAGGCAGCUCCCUUGGUAAAUGAUGCACAGGAUGACAGUACAAGGAUGGAUAAAAAUGUUGCAGUUAGUGAUGAUAUUGUGCACACUCAAGAUUAUGAGAAGCUGCAGAUGGAUGUGGCAACAGAUCUGUUAAAUGAGAGGGAAACAGAGGUUAUGAAAGCUGUAGACCAUGUUGCAGAGGAGGGCACAGAUAUUGAUAUGCUGCUCCAAACUGGAGAUGACAAUGUGGCGGAAUGUGUUGGCACUAUUUCUGAUGCUGCUACAUAUGAGGGCAAGCAUAUGGAUGCAGUUACCAUGACCAGAGAUGACAGCGAGAAACAUAAUGGGGCAGUGGGUGUUGAUGCAUCUGAUGAGGGGAUACAGAUGGAUCGAGAUGGACUAAUUGGAGAUGAUAAUGAGCAAGAGGAGAUUGCAACAGCUGGUGAAGAUCGCGUGGAAGAGGAAGGCAUGCGGAUGGGUGCAGUAAACAUUACUGGAGACAUGAACAAGGAAGGCAGAGUAGUUGCUGAAAACAUUGCAGAUGAAGCUGUUGAUGCUGUAGCUGUCCCUGAAGAACAGUCCGUGCAGAUGGAUGAGGAUGGUGAUGAUAUUCCUGAAGAAGAGGCUGUGACAGCUGAUCAUGAUGGAGUGGAAGAAAAUGCCGUGCUGAUGGAUGCAGCUGCCACAACUAACGAUGAUGAUGAAGACGACGGAAUUGUUGGUGAAGAUGUUGCAGAAGAAGCUGUCACUAACACAGUUGGUGAUGAUACCCCUGAAGAAGAUGCUGCGCAUAUGGACGACGACGACGACGAGCCUCCUCCUUUGAUGGCAAAGAAAGGCGGAGGGCGUCGAAAGAGAGGCCGUCCAUCUUCCAAGGCCCAGGCUGUGGCGAAGCUAUCUGUAAAGAGGAAAGAUGAGGAGGAGGUUUGCUUCAUUUGCUUUGAUGGUGGUGACCUUGUGAUUUGUGAUCGUAGGGGCUGCCCUAAAGCUUAUCAUCCUUCUUGUGUUAAUCGGGAUGAUGAUUUCUUCAAGUCAAAGGGUCGAUGGAAUUGUGGGUGGCACAUCUGCAGCAACUGUCAGAAACCUGCACGCCAUAUGUGUUACACAUGCACCUAUUCAUUGUGCAAGGCAUGCAUGAAAGAUGCGAAGUUCAGCUGUGUCAGAGAAAACAAGGGCUUUUGUGAGACAUGCAUGAACACUGUGAUGUUGAUAGAAAAUAGAGAGGAGGCAACUGAUCAAAUGGAUGUGGAUUUUGACGACAAAAGCAGCUGGUGGUAUUUGUUCAAGGAUUAUUGGUUAAAUUUGAAGACAAACUUGUCAUUGACAGUUGAGGAAAUAUCAGCAGCCAAAUCUCAAAAGAGUGGUGAACUACCUGAUACUAAUGAUGAAGAGGCUAAUUCGGAGAGUUCAUCGGGGCGACAUCUAGAGAACAAUACACCAAAAAAGAGGGGAAGGAAAAGAUCAAAAGAAGCUGCCAUCGAGGAUGGUUCUGAAGGAAAAGAAAGCUCUGGAAAAUCUACCAAACAAGGCCUGUCAGGCAUCCGUGAUGCUCAGACUUCUUCGGGGAAAAAGGUUAGAAAAUUAUCCAGGCGUUCAUCCAAAGUAUCUGAAAGUGUUGGGACAUCUACAUCCUCAGCUGAAGAGGCCAGCUGGGCUUCUGAGGAACUCUUGAACUUUGUAGCCCAUAUGAGAAAUGGUGAUAAAUCUGCGAUCAGUCAGUUUGACGUUCAACCCCUUUUACUUGACUAUAUCAAACGCAAUAAUCUGCGUGAUCCUCGUCGAACAAGCCAGAUAAUUUGUGAUUCUUUGCUCCAAAGUCUCUUUGGCAAAAAACGUGUUGGCCAUUUUGAAAUGCUUAAACUUCUUGAAUCACAUUUUCCCAUGAGUGAGGUUUCACCAUCAGCCGAUGAAAAUCAUGGUGGUGUAGUAGAUCCUGAUCCUAGUCUGGAUGCUGAUGGUAACAGUGAAGCUUCAGUUGUUAUGAGUUCAGAAAAAAGAAGAAAAUCACGCAAGUAUGACCAGAAACGUCAGCCUAAUCUUGAUGACUACGCAGCAAUAGAUAACCAUAACAUUGGAUUGAUGUACCUGCGUCGCAACCUAAUGGAAGAGUUGAUCGGUGAUGUUGACACGUUUGAUGAGAAAGUUGUUGGAUCAUUUGUAAGAAUAAGAAUACCUGGUACAGGGCAAAGGCAAGACAUUUAUCGACUUGUACAAAUUGUUGGGACUGGAAGAGCUGCGGAAAAAUAUAAAUCUGGGAAAAAAACUACUGAUAUAACGCUAGAGAUACUAAACUUAGACAAACGGGAGGCAGUAACUAUUGACAUAAUCUCCAACCAGGAGUUCACUGAGGAGGAAUGCAAACGCUUGCGUCAAAGCAUAAAGUAUGGAUUCAUUCCAAGGCUGACAGUGGGAGAGGUUCAGGAGAAAGCAAGGGUUCUCCAAACUUUGAAAGUCAAUGAUUGGAUUGAAAGUGAAAAGAUGCGACUUGGGCAUCUUCGUGACCGCGCGAGUGAUAUGGGCCAUAGAAAAGAGCUUAGGGAAUGUGUGGAGAAACUGAAGCUGCUAAGCACUCCAGAGGAGCGUGCUCGUAGGCUAAAUGAAGAACCUGAGAUACAUGCUGACCCUGCGAUGGACCCAGAGUAUGAAUCUCCGGAGGAACAGGAGCAGGAGACUGAAAGAAGUAGCUUUAAUAAGUCGAGAGGUUCUUUCUUGAGGAAAGAUGGUAAUCUUGUGUCUCCAGUUAAAGGAGAUGGUAGAAAUCCUUUACAGCGAGAUCCAAAAACUAACUGGGAAUCUAAUCGAAACACAUGGGCUGAAUCAAGUCCUCAUGUGGAGUCACCCCUUUCACGGAGAUCCACAUUCUCUUCUCCAGGUGAAAGUGCUGGUUAUACAAGUAAAUCGGAAAGUCCUAACAUUGGUGCACAAACAGUGAAAUUGGAAGGUACCACACGCAGUGCUUCACAAGGGCCAUCUGGUGUCUCAUCUGGAAUUUUGGCUACUAACAUAGAUUCAGGGGCAAAAACUGCACCGCAAUCAGCUGUUAACGAAUCUGAGAAGAUCUGGCAGUACAUGGAUCCUUCUAAUAAAAUCCAAGGCCCUUUCUCAAUCAUACAGCUGCGGAAAUGGAACUGCAAUGGUUACUUCCCUCCCAGUUUGAAAAUAUGGAAAGCUAGUGAGAAGCAGAAUGAUUCAAUACUAUUGACUGAUGCUUUGGCGGGGAAGUUUGAGAAAGACCUUCCUCCAUGGGAACCACCACAUGUUAGUGCAUCUCAAAUUGGCAAAACCCCACUUGAGGAAAGCACAAUAGCUGGUGAGCGAACUCCAAAAUCAGUAGUUCCAAAGUCUUUCUCAAGUAGUGAUCAAAGGCAGGACUACAGUUCACCGAACCUUGGAGCAACCAUGAUCCAUUCUGGCACACAAGGUUAUUAUGGAAUGCAAAAUUCUCAAGCAGCAUACACAAACCAACAGUCUCUUACUGGAAGUUGGAAUGCUGUCUCUAGCCAGUUUGGAGUUGCAAAUCCGAUGACACCUACCCAGCCUGCCAUGGGAAACUUUUCGGGACAAAAUAUUGUGGCUGCAGGAAAUAUGGGUCAUUUAACUCCUGGGAUGACUCCUGCUACUGCAACUGCAGAAUUAACCUCAGAUUUACCCUCCCAGAACCAAAUAUCAUCUGCUUUACCACAAAUGGGUGACAGAUUACCAGAUGGAAGUGACUCUAAGUUAGGAGAAAAUGCUUCACAUGGAAGAGUGAGCUCUUCGGAUGAAGCUGUUGGAGCACUGGGUGCUCAGCGUGGACCAGCACAACUGAACACUCAGCAACUUGAAGACACAAGGAACCAGAUGUCAACACCAUCUGCUGCAUCAGUACAACCUUCGGUGACAGCCAUUGCUGGUAGUGAUACUCAAAACAGCGGGUGGGCUGUACCUGCACAAGCGGCCAACACAUCUGGCCAACCUCAGGUAGCUGGAAAUAUGACCUGGGGAACCGCACCUCAGGGUGAUGCAAGCAUGGCCUGGGGAAUGAUGGGACAGAGCAAUAUGAAUAUGCCUUGGGUAGCAUCAGCUCAAGGUGCUUCAGGCUACAACAUGGGGGUAACUAUGCCAUCACAGCCAAAUGCAGUCCCGAACAUGGGUUGGUUACCAAAUCCUGGAAACACAAGCAUGAACAUGAUAUGGGCGGCAACUCAAGGCCAGGGGACUCCAAAUGCAGCGGCCAUGAUGGGAGGUCAGAUGCAAGGAGUUGCAGUGGCUCAAUGGGGUGGCGUUGCAGCAGGGAAUGUAAACCCUUAUCCUGGCUGGGGAACCCAACAAGUUGGAAACAUGAACCAAAAUGUCAGUUGGAGUGCUCCUGUGCAGGGAAAUCCAGGUCAGGCAAACAAUAACAUGAGCUGGAAUGCACCAAAUGGUAACCCUGAUUGGAACAAUCAGCAGAGAGAUAAUGGGGGCAGGCACUCUGGACACCGUGACUCAGGUGGAAGGCCAUGGAAGCCACGUUCUAGUGGCGAUGGAGGGUCAAGGGUAAAUAAACCGCAGGGAGUAUGCUGGACCUAUCUUGAACGGGGGCAGUGCUUUAAAGUUGACUGCAGGUUCGUCCAUCCAACAAACACAGAUGGAUAUUCCUCCAGGAAUGAUCGGCACUUUGAUAGGCAGCACUCAAGCAAUGAUAGGCGAUAUGACGAUCAUAAUGAAAGAAAUGAUCGGCAGUUUGAUAGGCAGCCUUCAGACAAUGAAAGGCACCAUGAUAGGUCUGAUGACAGGCACAGUGGCAGGGAUGAUGACAGGCAGGCUGAUAGGUCUCAGUCAAGAGAUCCGCACUAGAACCCUUUUUCCUUUUUUUAUCUUGCAACUUCCCUCCGUUUUGUUGUAUGUGAAGUAGCAUACUAGCCUAGUAGCAUCCAUGCAUGUUUUGAACUCCGCCUUAUAGCGAGCUGCAUACAUGUGCAAGAAUCAUCAUGUUACAACAGUUGUAGUUUGAUGCUGUGGGUAUCCUAGUUUGAUGCUGUGGGUAUCCUAGUUUUGAAUUUAAUAAUUUACUCUAAUAAAUCGUGGUGUAUGAACUCUGAUGUAAAGCUGGGGCCUGGGACUCCACAUCCUGGUUCUCUAUGGUCCCGACUGUUGCGUGUGUUUUUAAAGGGUUUGAAGAUUGGUAGUGUUACCUACAUGAGGAUGUUUUUGAAAUCCUAA